CUAGCACCACCAAACGCGCGGUGCGGACGUCCACAGCUGAAUUAAGCAAAGCAGCGCAUGAUCUAGCACCGCUGAAAUUUCAUUUCUGAAGCCACAAUACUUUGGACGCGCGUACGGACUUCUACAACUCGUAACCAUGCUCAUAGCCACUCUGCUCCUGCUCUGCUGGCUGCACACUGCGACAGCACUCAAAGCACCACAACUGGACACCGUCGCGACAUCACUACGGGAGCAGAUACGAGUACGAACAACCGACCUGACCGCGAGCAACAUGCCGCCGACUUGGACGCUCGACGAGCUGCGUGCGCCCGUCUCGGGCCUGUCGGGGGCGCUCUUCGCGCUGCCCGCGGCGUGCACGCCGGACCCGACCGAGCAGGCGCUCUGGGUCUUUCAGGCGCUCGUGUCGGUGCUCGCGGACUACGUCUACAUCGGCGGGCCCAGCCCCGCGCACGGCGUCGACCGCGUCCUCGCGUCCUUUAAUUUCCUGCGACUGGCUUUCCUUCUGAGCCAAGAGGCGCCCGAGCUCUUCGCGCUCGGCCUCGUUCCCGCGGCCCUGUUUGUCUACGCGCAGCGCAUGAAAGAUUUAGACAGACCAGAAGACUGGCAGCUCGCGCACGGCCUCUGGCACGCGUCGGGCGCGGCCGUCGCGUGCGCCGCGACAUAUUCAAUAAGUUGACGAAAAUUA
Pelagomonas calceolata is the source of this 685-nucleotide messenger RNA. NCBI's taxonomy places the organism in Eukaryota, Pelagophyceae, Pelagomonadales, Pelagomonadaceae. The record is from the annotation of a GenBank genome assembly.